CAAAGGCCAUCUUCGCGCUUGAAUUUCUUUGUUUUUCCCACUUCAGAUCUAUCCAUUUGACUUGAUCUCGAGUAGCCGAGGGCUUUAAUGGCGGGUGGUAUGAACAGGAAGAUUUCCGCAGCAUCGGCCAGAGCUCAUACAAGGAGAGCUAAGCAGAGCAGUUCUUCCCCGAUUUCUUCAGGAUUGCUAAAAAGUACAGUAGUGCUGCUCUUUUUUGGGUUUUUGGCCUGGGGUUAUCAGGCAAUCCAGCCUCCUGCACCAAAAAUAUGUGGCUCCCCUGAUGGUCCUCCUAUCACAGCACCAAGAAUAAAGCUAAGAGACGGUAGGUAUUUGGCAUACAAGGAGCAUGGGGUUCCAAAAGCUUCAGCUAAAUUCAAAAUUAUCUAUGUCCAUAGCUUUGGUUCUUGCAGACACGAUGCCAUUGUUGCAAACACCAUCUCCCGGGACAUAAUUGAAAACCUAGGAAUCUACAUUGUAUCAUUUGACAGAUCUGGUUACGGAGAGAGCGAUCCAAAUCCGAAACGAACUGCGAAAACUAUUGCUUUUGAUAUAGAGGAGCUAGCUGAUGAAUUGGGACUAGGAUCCAAAUUCUAUGUUGUUGGGUUUUCCAUGGGUAGUCAGGCUGUUUGGAGCUGUCUAAAAUAUAUUCCUAACAGGCUAGCAGGGGCAGCACUAUUAGCGCCAGUUAUUAACUAUUGGUGGCCUGGGCUCCCUGCAAACUUAACAAAGGAAGCUUUCUAUCAGCAGUUUCAGCGGGAUCAGUGGGCAGUUCGUGUUGCUCAUUACACCCCCUGGCUUACCUACUGGUGGUAUACACAAAAAUGGUUUCCUUCUUCUAGUGUUGUUGGAUCUAAUCCCAACAUUCUAUCUCGUCAAGACAAAGAACUCCAAUCCAAGCGAGUGGACAGGGAAUUAUGUGCGCAUGUUUCUACCCAACAAGGAGAACAGGAAUCUAUCCACAGGGACGCCAUCGUUGGAUUUGGGAGGUGGGAAUUCAGUCCUCUGAAUCUGGAAAACCCAUUCCCAGAAAGAGAAGGUUCUGUCCAUUUAUGGCAUGGAGAUGAAGACAAGAUUGUGCCUGUCACGCUUCAACGAUACAUUGCUAAACAGCUUCCUUGGAUUCAUUAUCACGAGGUGGCAGGUGCCGGUCAUUGGUUUCCCAUAGCUGAUGGUAUGUCUGAAUCCAUCAUUAAAGCUCUUCUUCUUAAUGAUAAAUAGGCUUUUAUUACAGCUUCUGCUGGGUUGGUGAUUCUUCAUUACUCCAUUUUUGUCUCUCAUCCUUGCUACUACAUUGCAUGAGAUGACCACAAUGGAUACGUCUACCAACAUCUCUCUUACUGAUGGUUGAAAUUUAGGGUUCAAAGUGUGUAAUUAUGUCGAAGUGUGUAAUGAUGUCAUGUUCGACCUUAUCUUGUAUGCUCCUUGACUAAUCUUAUGAGAUAAUCACUUGAGACUAGACGAUACUUGUUGGUUGGAAA
Messenger RNA from Cucurbita pepo subsp. pepo (vegetable marrow), 1478 nucleotides. RefSeq lists its product as uncharacterized. NCBI's taxonomy places the organism in Eukaryota, Viridiplantae, Streptophyta, Magnoliopsida, Cucurbitales, Cucurbitaceae. The record is from RefSeq and is a predicted model, not a curated record.